Molecule: messenger RNA, 246 nt
Organism: Cetraspora pellucida
Lineage: Eukaryota; Fungi; Glomeromycota; Glomeromycetes; Diversisporales; Gigasporaceae
Source: the annotation of a GenBank genome assembly
AUGAACGAAGUGGUUGCUGCGGAAAUCCAGAAUGUUCAACAACGAAAGAUCUUAACGGAUAUGGCAAUUCGUCAAAGACUUACAAAUAUAUAUGAUGGGGUGUGGGGUUUUAAAGUUCUUAUAAUUGGGUCACUUGGUGUCAAGUGUAGGUAUUAUUGUGGUUAUUAUUCUGCACAAUUCAAUUUACGAGGGGCAUGUGUAUCAAAGUAUGAGAAGAAAACGGAAAAGGAAGUAUUACAGAGAUGA